AUGUGUGGUGACUUUAAUAGUGUGAUGGACACUGAUGAAAGAAUAGGGUCAAAUGUGAGAGAGGCGGAGAUGAGAGAUAUGAUAAAUUGCCUGAAUUGUUGUAGUAUGCAAGACAUUAAAUGUUCUGGUAAUUUUAAUACCUCUAACAAUAAACAACAUGGCACUGCAAGAAUUUUUUCAAAGCUUGAUAGGGUUCUUUCCAAUCAAGGCUGGGUGGAUUUAUUUUCUUCUGCUAAAGCUUGCUUUCAGAAUGAAGGAGAAUUUGACCAUACACCUGUAGUUAUAUCUGUAUACACAGAUGAUGGGGAUCAAGUUGUGGCUGAGGUUGAACUGGAAGCAAUGAAGGAUUAUCAUUAUAAGCAUAAAGCUUACAUGGAAUUCCUGGCUCAAAAAGAAAAGCAUGCUUGGAUUAAGGACGAUGAUGAGAACACAUCCUUAUUCCAUCAAAGCAUCAAAGCUAGAAGAUGGCAGAAUCAAGUAUAUAGCAUCUAUGAUGAAAAUGGGAUUUGGCAUGAAUCUACAAAAGCUGUUUCCAAGGCUUUCUUGUCUUAUUAUGAAAAAAUUCUUGUUGAGGAGGUUAAGAAGGCCUUACUGUCUAUUCCAGGAGAAAAAGCUCCUGGAACAGAUAGUUUUGGGACGCAAUUUUAUAAAGUUGCCUGGUCAAUUGUAAACACUGAAGUUAUAGAAGCAGUUCUUGAUACAUUACAGGGAAGGAGAAUCUUAAAGGAGUUGAACACAACUAUAAUCACUCUUACUCCUAAGACGAAAUGUCUAAAGAAUAUAGAUAUUCAGAAAGCUUAUGACACAUUCAAUUGGGAAUUCUUGAAGGAGAUGAUGCAUGCCUUAGAGUUUCCUCAAGAAUUUCUAGAGCUUAUAAUGGAAUGUGUCACCACUUCUAUGUUCUCUUCAAUGUUGAAUGGGAACAUGACUGGUUUUUCAAAUCUUCAAGAGGGUUGA
This is a messenger RNA of Beta vulgaris subsp. vulgaris (sugar beet), 957 nucleotides long. RefSeq lists its product as uncharacterized. The coding region runs from base 1 to 957 and encodes 318 amino acids. The record is from RefSeq and is a predicted model, not a curated record. The transcript has 4 exons. Lineage: Eukaryota; Viridiplantae; Streptophyta; Magnoliopsida; Caryophyllales; Amaranthaceae.